AUGGAAAUACACUCAGAUAUAUGACUAAACAGAAAACACAUCACAGAGGGCCUUGUGGCCUUUUCUUUGAUAACACUGGAAAACGAAUACAGAUUAUGAAACGUAUUUACGGCCACAGUGUAAAUUCACAGAAUUUGAACAUCUGAACUUCAACAUUUGUUGAUUUUAUUUGUAAAGUAAGUUGAUCCCAUUCUGUUGGUGAAGCAGCCCAGUGCGCUCACACGUGGCACAGCCCUGGACACCUUACACUCGGCUGGGUCUCCACCUCCUGUAGGUGCGUAGUUGUGACACAGCUGGCACCAGUAAAACCAAAGCACUGGCCCCAUUUCAUGCCUGUCAACUCCAAGUAAUCAGCUCCCAAAUAUGUCGAGGCUUUGUCUUGAUUGCAAUCUAACAUGGUGUGAUUUACAAUAUGCGCAAUGAACGCCGCAUGUGGUUUGCUGGCGGUUUUCAGUCUGGUGUGUCGCGUUGAGUCGAGGUGCUCACCGACCUCCUAUUAUAAGAACUGCUGGAUUAGACGCUUCCCGGGGAUUUUCAUCGAUAUUGAGGAGUCUCAGAGGAGAGGAGCGCAGCUUUUGAAGCAUUACCAAGAAGAGACCGCACUGAAAUGCAGCCGCACCUGUUGCCUUACCAGAAACUUUUCCUGUAAUCUGGCUAUAUUCCACUAUGAUACCACUCAAGAAAUCUUGAACUGCUUUCACCUCCACUGUCCGACUCUGGAGAGCUGCAUUCUGAGUCACAGAGACAACGUUGUUCUCUACAAUAUCACAAAGGGUGUGGAUCCUGAUCUGUUGGUGUUUGGAAAAUACUUCACCUCUAACGUGCGUGUGUUACCCCACCACUACAGCCGCAAUAACGCCUCAGAGCCAUUGCUGUCAGACAAGCGCCAAUUUAUUCAUCCACCUCCGCCCGUUAAACCCUCCACUACAGCAGGUAGAGUUCAUGCCACUACAGAGGCCUCUGUCAUUGCCACCACAGCGCUGCAGAGCACCGGUCAGCCUUUAGCAGUUUCCACGACUUCGACUGCUGUGCCUUCCACUGAAAAAACUCCCCCAUCUUCAAAAAAGUAUGCACAAACAACAGCCGCAGUUGUCUCCACCACUUCUCUUCCAGGUAGCAUUACUACACCUCCUUCAUUCACCACAGUUAGCACUCUGGGCCAUUACAAUUCCAAGAUUCUGUCUGCUUUUUCUACCACAAGUCCACAAUCUCCAGUAUCCACCCCUACCCGUCAUCACACCGCCACUUUCUCUCAGUUGGCCAGCAGCCCUCCAACUUCUGCAGCUCUUAUAAGCUACACAGAAAGCAGCAAGCUGUAUCUAAAUGAGACCAAGGGCAACCAUGGGAGAAACCACACAGUAAGCAACGAGGGAGCCAGUGGAGAUGACACCCUACCAGGGCUGGGACAUGGGUGGUAUGUGGCUGCUGACACCUUGCUGGUUGCUGUGGCCAUUUGUAUCACAGUGCUGCUGAGCUGCUGUUGCUCUAUCCUGCUGGUGGUGAGCUGGAGGGGUCAAAGAAAGAGGAUGGGACGCUACAGUACAUCAUGGAGAGGGAAACGAGGCUCCAUGCGUCUGAUAAAGUACGUGCUGGUCAAGGAGAGCUCCUGAAAGUGAGGAUACUUUGUAACAUCGUUGAGGAAGAAAUCCAAAAUGAAAGGACAAUUUAGUUAGAAUGUAUAUGAUUACAUACUGGAUUAUUUUAGGUUAAAGUAUUUUGUUUUAUUCUAACUAGAUGGGGAUGGACAGCUAAGGCAGCUCACCUGUGUUUUCCAGUUCUAUAAAAGCUGGCCCAGAUAAACUGUUAGUCUCUUUCUGCCACUCCGACAGGUCUCAAUCUAUUUGUGAUGUUUAUCUGUUGGUUAGAUUAAGUUAAUUAAAUUAUUUUUUAUUUCUGUAAA
Oreochromis niloticus (Nile tilapia) is the source of this 1900-nucleotide messenger RNA. It is a transcript of the gene mansc4, whose product is annotated as MANSC domain containing 4. Bases 420 to 1610 code for a protein of 396 amino acids. The transcript is spliced from 3 exons. The record is from RefSeq and is a predicted model, not a curated record. Lineage: Eukaryota; Metazoa; Chordata; Actinopteri; Cichliformes; Cichlidae.